AUGCGUAGUCAAUUAGUCUGUGAAAAUGUUAUCCUCAUAGCCUAGGGGGGAAAAAAGGCUUAAUAGCGACAAAAGAGUUGUGGCAUGUAAAUACGUGAUGAAUAAAAUGCAGUUUUUGCUAUAAAAAUGUGAACGUUGAAUAGAAUGAGUUUUUAGAACCAGCCAUGAAGGUGUUUCCAUUUAUUAGCACACUUUGCAGGCAAAACAAAUAUUUUAUUAUAGGUUUAUGUUUGGGAAUGUUUACGGGUUUGAUUCUCGCACCUAUUUUGGAAAAUGAUUGCCUUUUUAAUGAGAGUAGAGAAAGUUAUACAAGUGAUCAUCUGUCUCGUAGUCGUUCUCUAAGUAGUGAUUCCGAAACAAAAGGAGAUGAAUAUGAACCCAGGGUUAACCUCGCUGCUAAACCCAAGGCGGCUCAGAAGAAGCCACAACUUUUGAAUCGGCCUCGAUAUUACUCAACAGAAUUAGGGAUACGUGAAAAACUUUUUGUUGGUGUUUUGUCGUCACAAUAUGAUGUAUCUGCUCAUGGUGUUGCAUUGAACAAAACUAUUGCACACCUAGUAGAUAAGGUUAUGUUCUUCAUUGAUGCGCCUGGACCUCGAAAGCUGAACAUUUCAAUGCCUGGUGGAAUAGUGGGUUUCACCGACACUAAAAAAAUACUGAAGCCUUUCCAUAUGCUUAAAUACAUCACCGACAAUUAUUUGGAUGAAUUUGACUUCUAUUUCUUGAUUAAGGAUACAACAUAUGUCAAAGCCCGACAGCUUUAUGAGAUGGUGCAAGGGAUUAGUGUAAGUGAAGAUGUCCAUGCUGGAAGUGGCAAGAGAAACGAAUAUACUUCAUUCUGUUCAUUGGAUGCUGGCUUGCUUCUUAGCAACUCAGUAAUCCAUAAAGUAAUGUCAUCACUUGACUGGUGUGUUAAGAAUGCAUUUUCAUAUUCUGAUGAUGACAAUUUGGGACGGUGUAUACUUCACGCAACAGCCAUCUCAUGUCAAGAAUCGAUUCAGGGGUAUGCAUUGACAAGUUACACUCUAGACAGAACCUUUAAUAUGGAGGAUGAUAUCCAGAGACUAGCCAGGGAUUCCAGAUUUGAUUCUGCAUUGACACUUUAUCCUGUUCAAGAGCCAAAUAUUUUGUUUCAACUACAUGCCUACUUCUGUAAGGUAGGACUUGUUCACAAAGAACAAGCUAUAACAACACUGCAUAAUUCUCUGGUGAACAUGUCAGAAUUGACUCCUGGGGGACGAAACAGCGUAACCUGGCCAGUUGGAAGCCCAUCAGGAAAUGUGCCAACCAACAGGUUUGAUGUGCUUAGAUGGGAUUAUUUCACAGACACAGAAAUAUACCUACAUUCAGAUUUCUCCAAUGUGAAGAAACUUGAUGGUGCAGAUAAAACAGAUAUACAGUAUGUGAUGAAUGCAAGUAUCAAACAAAUGGAGGCAGAGUGGGGAGAACAUCUGCAGUAUCGCCACUUGAUAAAUGGCUACAGAAGAUUUGAUCCCUCCCGUGGUAUGGAUUAUCGUCUAGACCUGGCAUUCAGGGACACUACCACUGGACAAGAAGUGCAUAAAAGAGUGGAGGUAUGUAAGCCAUUAGGCAGAGUAGAAGUGGUACCCAUGCCAUAUGUCACUGAAAAUGUACGUGUGAACUUGGUUCUGCCAGUGGAAGCAGAAUAUAAGCAUGAAGCACUAAAGUUCAUGGAAAACUAUGCUAGGAUUUGUAUGGAGAAGCAAGAUAAGACUUUUCUUAUGCUGGUUUUGCUAUAUGACCCAAGUUUACCUGGGAAAGGUACAAAGGAUGACAUUUUUUUGUCAGUCAAGGAGAUGGCUCUUACUUUAUCUGACAGAUACAAAAAAGAUGGAAGCAAAAUAGCCUGGGUAUCUAUAAAGAUCCCUUCAUCCUAUGAGUUUCCAAGUGAUCCACUACUGGAGUUUGUUGUGGCUGACUUAGUUGUUAGAAAGUUUUCACCAGAGUCACUCAUCCUUACAUGUCAGUCGAACAUGGAUCUAAGGCAGGAUUACCUUAAUCGGGUACGUAUGAAUACUAUAUUGGGCUGGCAAGUUUUCAGUCCCAUUCCUUUCUCAGAGUAUCAUCCAGAUAUUGUGUAUAGAAGUACCAGCACAAGAUCAAAGGAAUUAGAUAUUGACAAAACAUAUGGCCAUUAUGACACUGGAGAGUUCAGCCACAUUGCAUUUCAUGCUCAUGACUAUACCACAGCACGCAAACAAAUAGAAGACAUGAUUCCAAUUGUACGAAAUGACAGAGACAUUCACUCACUUAUAACCAUGAAAUAUGACAACCAGUCAACUUCACCUUCUUCAUUAUAUGGAAUGUUCAUCAGUUCAGGAAGUCUGCACAUUCUGCGUGCUGUUGAGCCUGGAUUGCGGCUACAUUACCGAGAGAGAAAUUGUCAGCAUCUGAACAUUCAGUGUGCUGAAGCUAGAGCUUUCAAUUUAGGAAGCAAAAGUCAACUUGCACAGUUAAUAUUAGACUAUGUAGCCAGUCACAGCCCUGCAUCUUCUGCCUAAGAUGUUUCCACUUUGUGGAUCAUCCAAAAACUAAGCCUGUUCAUUUCUCUCUACCUUCUGACAGUCCCUCCUCAGUUUCUUGCCAUAGUCUUCCUUCUAUGUGGCAUCUUCCCCAUGUUUUUUUUAAUCUUGAUUUUGGUCUCCCUCUUGGGUGUUUUCAUUUUUACUCUCAUGUUUAAAACCUUCUCUGGGAUUUCUCUUCAUUCAUUCUCAAAAAAAUAUCCAACUUCCAAGGUGUUUACUAGCUUCUUAAUUUCUAAUUCUCUCUUGGAUUUCCUUCUAUAGUUCUUAAAAUAUCACCUCUGCUGCCAUUAGUCUACUAAUAUCUACUACCUUCAUCCAUGCCCAAGUUUCUGCUCUAUACAUUAACAUGGGCAUGUAGUAACUUUAAAAUAGGCAUACUUUGUCAUUUUGUACCAAAAAUGAUGUGGUUUAGUGCAGGGGUACCCCCAAAAUAGAUACCAAAUAUAUCCCCCAAAAUUACAAAAAAUGUGGGUGAUUUAAAAAUGUGUAAUUAACUGAUUGUGUAGAAACCUUGAAGAAAUUGCAGUACACAAGAUCUGAGGUGCUCAAAAUAUUAUUUUAAAACUUAACAAAAUGUUUAUCCACAAAAUCUCAUAUAAAUAAAUACAUGUGCUUCCUCACACUGUAACACAAUUGUAUUUUACAUGUAGAUGACGUUUUAUGUGUAAGUCUUAGUGAUGCUGACAUGAAUGCCACAAAACCAUACAAAAGUAAGUUUUCUUUGUAGGUGAAACACAUUCUUCAAUGCUCUUAUGAUAAACCUAAUGUUGUAGAGAAUGGACUUUGUUGCAGUGGGAAGUCGACAUGUUUCUACCUAAAUUCUACAUCACUAUUAUUCUUCUCUUUGCUCUCCAGUGUGCUACUUCACAACUGUGAGCAUUGCAUUUGAAAUAUCUGCUGUCUCAGUAUCACUAUGCAAUGACUAAAAUCUGACCUCAGUUUCUAGCUCAGAUCCUGAAUUUUUAAAAAUAAUAAUAAUAUUACAACUUUCAAGAAAUUUGGAUUGCCUGUGGUUCACAUCUCUAACUCUGUUGGGUUCUGGCAUAUCCACUUUAUAAAAAAAUGGCAUUAAUCAGAAAGCAGCAUUGCCAGAAAAGAAUGAUAAGAGGAUACUUACUGGAGCUUUGUAAAAAACAGGUUUUAAUUUCUUAAUGUUAAUAGGUCUGACACUGAUGCGUACCUCCAAUAAUAUGAUGCUCUGUUUUCUUAUGAAGCCAUUCCCUCCCCUGAACAGAUGGUAUUUCCUUAGGUUAUUUUAUUAUUAUUACUAUGACUUUUAAUUGUGCACGUUAAACACAUGACUAGUCACACUAGACAGUAAAAUAGAGAUAGAGUGUGAUAUUUUCACUUUACAGCUGCAUAGCAAAUACAUAAUAAAAAAGAAUCAGUGCAAUUAUCUGACAUAAAAUGGACUAGAAGGAAUGCCUUACACAAUGGAAUCAAAGUUUCAGACCUACAGAUGAAUAAUUUUGCAUGAAUUAUGAAAGUAGUGAUAUAUUAUUACAAUGCUCAGACCUUGAGGCCAACAUAUAUUAAUGUAAUAUAAUUUUGCAUUUGGUAAACUUAUGUGAAAUUAAGAUUAAAUUAUUUUAUAUUGAUACAUUCAAUUAUACUGGCUGGCACAUAACAUUAUCUGAUUAUGCAAAUAACUGUAUGUGUAAAAAGAGACUGUGAUAGCAUUUACCAAAAAUGUUACGAAUGAUAGUUUCAUGAUUUGUCUUGUAAUAUGUAUCGAAUUUGUUCAAAAUAUUAUAUUUCAGAUGUAAAACUUAGUUAUUUUGUAACAAUGAUAGAAACAUGAAUGAAGAAGAAUUGAAAGAGAAAUUGUGAAUAUAUACCUGUGUUAAUAAAGUUCAGUGUGAUGUCCAUUCAUCACUCAGCAUACAACUCAUCACUAAUUCCAGUCUCCUGUGACACCUGAGUAACAGUAUGUAUAGUUACAGACUCAGCAUUGUCUAUUAUUCAAGCUGAGAGAACACAAUGUUUCACAAUUUCUCUUAUAUUACAUGUUUUCAUUCAUGUCACAAAACAGUAAAGCUUCAAAACUAUGCUGUAUUGUUUCAGACACACAAUAUAUAUUUGAAGGUUUAUAACAAACUAUGGUAUGCACUUUUAUACUUUUUAAGUGCAGUUGCCUUUAGGAAGCUUUGUAAAAGAAAUGUUGAUAUUAAUCUUACACUGCCAUUCUGAAUGAACUGGGACCGAAAUAUAAACGAACUUGUACUAGGAUAUCGUCUGUUGGUGGCGCCCUACAGUUGAGUAUGGGCCCAAGACACCUGAAGAAGGGCUGUAAGAUGCCCAUCAUUUCCUUUUUUCUUUACUAUUAUAGUUCAUAUGAAUACAUGUUUAUUCACAGUGCUCAGUCUAAUUGUAAAUUUAUUUUAAUGGUCAUCACAAAAGUUUGAAAUUAGAUUUUUAGUUGUAACUAUAUGAAGCAUAAGAAUGUCCAUAUAAUAUAAAUCAAAACAGUAAGAAAAAAGAAUGAUAUGUGCUGUGAAAUUGAGAGGACUGGAGAAAUGCCUGUGGCCUUCUUCAGAGUAUUUUCCCUGCAUCAAUGUGACAGAACUUAUGAAAACCAUAAAAAGGUUUUAGCAUGACAGCCUGUGAUCUGGUAUAGAUUUUAACCAACUGCUUCCCAAGUUGGAAGCAUUACAUUUGAGCUAACCUGCUUGGUAUGUAAUAUUUACAAAGCAUGAAUUCAUUACUAUUAAAUAUUUAUAUGUUUAAUGCCUAAAUAUCCCAUUUUACAUCCUAGAGCUUGAUAAUGUAUUAAUUAUUUAAAAGCCCAGUUGUAACUAUGUGUACCACUUGCUUUACAAACAGUAACUCUACAUUAUUCCCACAUAGUGGACUUAGUGUUUGUUAUGGUUCACAGAAUAAACAGCAAUCAUUUCCCUAAGGGCCUCGCUUUACCAACUCUCGCCGGUAGAAACUGAUCGCAACUGAUCUGGUUGAAAUUCGGUCGGUUAAUGAGGGAGUUGGAUAAUCGAGGGUCGGUUAACAGAGGUUUUGUACUUCAAAAUACAUAAGAGUAAGUAUGUUAAGUAAAGCUGCACCCACCACGGAAAGUACCUGAUGCACCUGUGAAGUUGAGACUGUUUGGUAUCAUAAUAUGAUGUCCAUUGUCAUGAGUUUGGAUUAGAGUGUUUUUAUUGUUAGUUGAUAUUAUGUAUAAUUAUAUAUUCGAUAAUACAUAUGAUUUUCAACAUGUCUUAUUUUAAAAUACAAAAUCAGAAGAAAUUAUUCACUGAAAGAUAACUGCAAUCCACUGUCCUCACACCAAGUAUCAUCACUUACUCAUAAAUAAAGUUAUCCCACAUUGCAUAUGAUAUUAUACAUGACAAAUUAUGCUUCAAGUAAUACAGGACAAAAAAGAAAACUUUUUGCUUCUAACCACUGCACUGCAUUUAAGUUUUCCUUCUGUGUGUCUGAAAAAUUUAUACCAAACUUUGGUACAUAAAAUAUUUAAAAUAUCCACAUAAGCGAAGUACCAAAUUUACUCAUGUAAGUGCAUGAUGAAUAAUGAAAACAUGUGUAUUCUCACUUGCAGAUAUAAUAAUUAUUCAUAAAGCCAGACAGUAAUGAACAAUUUUAUCUGAUCUGAUAAUGAUUGAAACUGCACUCAUUACAUUAAACAAUGUGAAAAGUAAUGUCAAUUUUCAGAAAGUUUAUAAUACUUCAUUAUAUUUUUAUAUUUUUCAAAACAAGCUGGAACAUAACUUGUAAGUGAUUACUGUGGGUCUUUGUAAAAAUAAAAACAUGUUUUCGUUUCUU
Zootermopsis nevadensis is the source of this 6320-nucleotide messenger RNA. RefSeq names its product Chondroitin polymerizing factor (gene Chpf). Gene Ontology annotation, molecular function: glucuronosyl-N-acetylgalactosaminyl-proteoglycan 4-beta-N-acetylgalactosaminyltransferase activity. Lineage: Eukaryota; Metazoa; Arthropoda; Insecta; Blattodea; Termopsidae. The record is from RefSeq and is a predicted model, not a curated record. Gene Ontology annotation, cellular component: Golgi cisterna membrane.